CCCCGGGGUGUAAAAUGGAUUUUUCCAGCACCGGUAAAAACACCGGAAAUCCCCGUCUGGUAUGCAAGAAAUAACAAUCGUUUGAGGCUUAUUGUGUAAUUACCGUACGCCUAGGUAAUUCCGGAAUCCAGACUUUAGCGUAAGCAGGAAAAUGGCGGCACCCAUGGGUCAGCAAUCUGCCAAUCCUUCAGCUCCUCCACAAAACCCUGCUGCACAGGUUCAAGCACAAAAGGAAGCAGAAGUAGAUCCAAUUAUAAAGAUAAAGCAGCUUCUUUUACCAAGAUUGAAAGAAUCUCUUGUUGCUCUGAUGAAAGUAGCAGGACAGAUUCUACAUCAAAACUCCAUGUCAGAGGAAGGCCAUAAACUGCAGGAGGGUCUACAACAAGUGUAUGAGAAAAGUAUUGAGGAAUUUUAUGCCAUCUGUGAUCAGCUAGAAGUCAACUUGCGUUUAGCGCUAGAGAUGCAGGCACAGCAGAUAGAUAGUAACAAAUACACGCCACUCCCAGUCACAAUACCAAAGUCAGACAUGACGAUGUCGGAACAGCAGUCGGUACCGUACCCACAAUUCCUGGUCACAGUCAAACAUCAGAUCACUUGUGCAAAAGACAUGUAUGAAAUGUUAAAUGAGUUUACAAAAAAGUUGACUGAAAGGUGAAGUAAUUUCUUAUGUGUUUGGAAUUGUACUUGGCAAUAGUUUUUGCAAACCUGGAGAAAGGCACUGUAUCCUUCUGGAUGUCAGAUGUGCUGCCUAGAUCUGAUGUAAGGAUCAUUUAGUAUUUCUUACUUGUGCUUAACAAGGAAUGUAGUUGGAUAAAUGUGUGGGAAUAUGUACUGAAACACGAGUAUUAGUUGAGCUAAGCUGUGUUUGGAAAUUAUAACACGCACUACAGAAGGCAGACAGUAUCUUAUUAGCACAACUGAAAUUUUGUUUGGAUGUAUUUGUAGGACUUUACAAUAGUUUGUCUCUUGUGUAAAUUUAAAACUGCUGCAGACAUGUUUUGUGAACUUGACAUUUACAAAAUUACUAAGUGUUGUUUAUUCAAAUUUCAAGUACCAAAAUAAGAUGAUCAUUUAGUAUUAAAACUAGUUAUUGAUGUACAAAAUGUGCCAUGCCAUACUUGACAAAUUUCUUGAUGUCUGAAAUGACAAGGUAUGUGAGAGCAAUGGCAACAAUUACAGAUAUGGAUGGAAAUGUGUGGCUUGUAUUAGUUAUGGUUAAAAGUUUGGGAAAUAAUAUUUAUACCUGAAGAUUUUUGAGUCGGCUAAACGAUGUAAUCGUUUUGACGAGUCCUUGCUAUCCAGCGAUUCUCUAAGUCUAAAUGGACCAAAUAACACAGUGAAGCGAUGUAGUUCCAUUAGAUUUCUCAAACUUCAAACAGUUCACUGCAAGAAUGAAGUUAAGUUGCGUGAAUUCCCUUUGCUAUGACCAAUAUACGAUGUAAUCUGUCAUAUUUAUGACUUGUAAUUGUGCAAUACUCGAAUGUAACUCAUUAAGCAUAAAUGUGCAUUUUAUGAAUUGCGCAGGCUUACAAAGCUUGCGUAACAUCCAGCGAAAGAUCAAAAAUAGUUCCACAGGGCUCCAGAUAAGAUGCGUAUUAGCGUAAAUUAUGUAUAGAAAUAAUGCAAAUACGCAUGUCUAAUAAUUUCUAAACGUAUAUAAAAUUACAGAAAUGCACACAAUGCUUUUUUAAAAACAAAAUCUGAAUCGUCUGGAUGCGUUAGGUAACAUAGCCGAUCCCGAUCAGCCUUAAUUCUCCCACAUUGAACGUAUACACGCAUCGUAUGAUUUCUAUAAACUUUGCGUGGGUUUCUACACACACACACAUGAAUUUUGCAGUCAGUAAACGGAUAAAUUAUCGGAAGAAGAAGCUCUUACUGGUUUGUUUAGUUACUACAGAUAUUAAAAAUGAUUUUAAUUCUUAUUUUUCGAGAAAUAAACAAAUCGGCGAAACAUUAAAUUGUAUUUUCUUGUAGUUUUUGAAAUCGAAAGUAGAUCGUCUAUGUUUGGCAAAAAGAAACAAAUUUUUUAUGAAAAGAUUUAAAUAAGAGGUAAUUUAACCGUAAACUUCAAUGUCAGAUACUGCCAAUUGCUGCUAAAUGUCUUCGUAUCAUCACAACUUAUAAAAUAUAUUGUUCAAACUGGAGAAAAGUGUAAUCGUAUCCGGAUAUAAUAUUUUGGGUAAAUAUCGAGCUGUGUUAUGAAAUUUUAAGAAAAAAAACUAAAAACAAACUGAAACUGGUAAACUAUACUGUCAGUACAUCAAUCAUUAGCCGACUCAGGCCAUUCAGGCCUUUGAUUAAGAUUUGCAGUACUUUCAACUCAGUUAUUUAGCAUUAUUGUGCAAUUUAUCAUUAAUCAACUUUCUAUAUGGACAGUAAAAAGGAGAUUUUAUGAUGUGUAUUUAUGAAGAGGCAAACAUCUUCAAUUUAUAAUAGUUGUAUUUCUUCUACAUGAAAUUUGAAGGUUUCAAAACUUCAGAAUGUUUUUGUAUUUGAAUUGUGUAGAAAAACAACAUUGCAGAUUUUAGGCACUU
Mercenaria mercenaria is the source of this 2534-nucleotide messenger RNA. Its product is annotated as mediator of RNA polymerase II transcription subunit 29-like. Gene Ontology annotation, cellular component: mediator complex. Bases 152 to 655 code for a protein of 167 amino acids. Gene Ontology annotation, molecular function: transcription factor binding; transcription coregulator activity. The record is from RefSeq and is a predicted model, not a curated record. NCBI's taxonomy places the organism in Eukaryota, Metazoa, Mollusca, Bivalvia, Venerida, Veneridae. Gene Ontology annotation, biological process: regulation of transcription by RNA polymerase II. The transcript has 4 exons.